Folsomia candida is the source of this 1981-nucleotide messenger RNA. Its product is annotated as putative inorganic phosphate cotransporter. Lineage: Eukaryota; Metazoa; Arthropoda; Collembola; Entomobryomorpha; Isotomidae. Gene Ontology annotation, molecular function: transmembrane transporter activity. Gene Ontology annotation, biological process: transmembrane transport; monoatomic anion transport. Bases 144 to 1880 code for a protein of 578 amino acids. The transcript is spliced from 10 exons. Gene Ontology annotation, cellular component: plasma membrane. The record is from RefSeq and is a predicted model, not a curated record.
UUAUUAUUUAGUCUUCUCCCAACUGUUCGAGAGUCGUGGCUGUUUAUUUUUGUGCGGUGUGGUUACAGUUAAAAAGGAGCAAGUAAUACAAGGAAAGUUGCAAAAAAAGUUGCACAUUACUUCGUAUCGUUUCGCAUUUUUGAAUGAAUAAAGUAAACCCGGAGGAUUUAAUUAAACCAAAAGGAUGGGGUGCCCGACAUACCCUCGUGCUCCUCGGAUUCAUGGCGUUAGGCGCCUCGUACGCCAUGCGGUUCAACCUUGCGCUCGCCAUCGUCGCCAUGGUGGCUGACCAUCCCACCAAGGUUGUAAACCCAUCGAGCAAUGAACCCGUCGCGGCGGCUGCCUCGUGCCAGCAGCACAUCGCAAAGAAAAAUGGAGUCGCAAAUUCCUCGUUGGAAACUAUGGAGGAGGAAAGUGCCAAAAUUGCGAACAUUUUGCGACUCGAUAUCCUCAAGGGGGACAAGUUAGACUGGACCGAGGCUGAACAAGGGAUCGUGUUAGGCUCGUUUUUCUAUGGUUACGUCCUUACGCAAAUUCCGGGAGGAUUGCUGGCUCAGAGAUACAGUGCGAAAUGGGUGUUGGGCAUGGGAAUCCUAAUUUCUGCAAUUUUUACGAUUAUUUCACCGAUAACGGCCCCCUGGGGGAAGGAGUAUUUCAUCAUGUGCAGAUUUAUGGAGGGAUUGGCAGGGGGAUCCCUGGUACCCUCUAUUCAGGUCAUUUUGGCGAAAUGGCUCCCACCCGCUGAACGGAGUGGCUAUGUGAGUUGUGUUUUCUCAGGGAUCAGCGUCGGUACGGCGAUAACGAUGGUGGUGACGGGUUUUAUCAUCGAGCACUUAGGGUGGCCCUCCGUCUUUUAUGUGAUCGGCGUCCUCUCAAUUUUUCACUUCGUCGCGUGGAUGUACUUCGUCUACGACACGCCCGACCAACACCCAAGAAUCUCCGUCCUCGAGAGAGAAUACAUUAAGGCUGCUAUCGGACCUUCAACGACAAAGGUCAAGUUGCCGACGCCCUGGAAGAAGAUUUUCACCUCGGUCCCCGUUAUAGUGAUUUUCAUCUCGCAGACGACGAAAGUGUGGGGCCUCUACACGCUGCUCAACCUCCUCCCAAAGUAUUUUAAGAGCGUGCUGCACUUCGACAUCAAAGAGAACAGUCUCACCUCAGCGUCCCCUCAAAUCUGCAUGUUUAUCAUUGCCACGGUCGUGACACACACGGGGGACUGGCUGAUAGCCAAAAAGUACGUGUCCAUCCUCACCUCAAGAAAGUUGUGUAACAGUAUUGCUCAAUGGGGCAGUUGCCUAGCCAUGAUUGGGGCCGCCUUAAGUGGAUGUAAUCGACUGUGGGCCCUAAUUUUUGUCAAUUUCGCUGUAGGAUUUAUGGGAGCGGGGUUUGGAGGAUGUCUGGUCAACGUGAUUGAUAUCGCGCCAAAUUUUGCUGGUGUUUUAAUGGGAAUUGGCAACACGUUUGGAAGUGUGACAGGUUUCGUAGCACCUGGCGUGGCUGGAUGGAUUCUUAGUAAUAAUGUGACCCUUGAACGUUGGCAGAUCGUCUUCUUCAUCGCCGCCGGCCUCAUGUUUUUUGGCAAUCUGAGCUACAUCAUUUUAGCCCAAACGGAAGAACUCGAGUGGAACCGACCCCCACCCGGGAUUGGUCUUUCCGCCACGCCCACCCCAGAACCCGGCACGGCGGAAGAAUCCUCCGACGAAGAAAUACCCGAGUUACCAAAGGCCGACGAUAUCGCACACCCCGCCCACCACGCGCACCCUCAUCGUCGCCACAGCGGGGCACGCCGCGACUCGCAAGCAUUUAUCCCGGCAUUCAACCAACCCCGCGCGGGACGACGGUACUCCACCCUUUCAAUGGGAUUGUCGCAAGAGAGUUAAACAAGAUUUAUGCAAAUGUACCUUCCACGGGAAUAAAAGGCUACACAAAGAAUAUUUAUGUAAAAAAGUGGGAUUAAAAAUUACUUUUUUUAAAAAAAACA